Molecule: messenger RNA, 7386 nt
Organism: Dunckerocampus dactyliophorus (ringed pipefish)
Lineage: Eukaryota; Metazoa; Chordata; Actinopteri; Syngnathiformes; Syngnathidae
Gene: nfe2l1b
Product: nfe2 like bZIP transcription factor 1b
Exons: 5
Coding region: 571-2967 (798 amino acids)
Biological process (GO): regulation of transcription by RNA polymerase II
Cellular component (GO): nucleus
Molecular function (GO): RNA polymerase II cis-regulatory region sequence-specific DNA binding; DNA-binding transcription factor activity, RNA polymerase II-specific
Source: RefSeq, a predicted model, not a curated record
UGUAAAGGACACAAAUGUGAAAGUUGUGCUUCAUGAAACAGGCGAGGUGCCGCCUGACUGUGACGUUUAUGGUGCGCUGUUAUUUAUAAAGCACUGACGGGACUUUCAGGCGGGCUGAUGAAAGCUUGCUACGAGAAUGUUCUACGCAUGCGCAGUGUGAAAGCGUGUUUUGGUGUCAAGCGGCGCUGUGAGGCUAAAGCUAGCGGGAGCAGCUAGCGAUUGUGCAAGUCAUGCUGGGCCAUCCAAAGAGGACAGGCUGGGCCAAGCUAAAUAGGACGACAGCGUGGAACUUUUCGUGAAACUGGACUCUAAUCGCUGCGUUUUAGUGGAGUUUGAGGACAUGGAGGUUUAGAUGGACAAUCUUCUCGGACAGGAAGAUGACAGUCAUAUGACGGAGGAGGAACUGGACUUGCUCAGAAGUGGAAAAAGCUGAAGACCCUUCCCUGCCCUCCCCCCCAGCUAUUUAAGUCUUUGGCUGCGUCCUCUUGUACACGAGUAUUGGUUAAAAGUAGCCUGCCCCCCUUUUUGUUUUUAUUUUUUACUUUCACCUUUGGUUCCGUUUGUAAAGAAAUGCUUUACCUGAAAAAGUACUUCACAGAGGGCCUGAUUCAGUUCACCAUCCUCCUGAGUCUCAUUGGGGUGCGGGUGGACGUCGACACCUAUCUGAGCAUUCAGCUGCCCCCCCUGAGGGAGAUCAUCCUGGGCCCGAGCUCAGCCUACACGCCGACACAGUUCCACAACCUGCGCAACACGCUGGACGGCUAUGGCAUUCACCCAAAGAGCGUGGACCUGGACCGCUUCUUCGCCACCCGCCGCCUGCUGAACCAGGUGCGCCAGCUGGAUCGCCUCUCCGUGCCCACCCCCGAGCUCGACACCUGGCUGGUGCACCGGGACGCCGAGAGCGUGGUGUCGGCCGGCGGCCAGCCCGGCAGCGCCGGCAUCGCCCUGGACAAUGGGGGCGGCCUAGAGGACGUGGACGAGCUGGACGCCGCCCCGGCCAUGAGGGGGGGAGGCGGAGCGCCCGAGUCCACGUAUGACGUGAACGCCGCCGGCGCGGUGGCCCCCGACGGCGGCCACGAGCGGGAGGACAGGGACGCCGCCUCCGACCUCAGCAAGGAGGAUAUCGACCUGAUCGACAUCCUGUGGCGUCAGGACAUCGACCUCGGAGCGGGGAGGGAGGUGUUCAACUACAGCAGCCGCCAGAGGGAGGAGAAUGAGGAGGACAAGCCCCGCCCCCAGGAGAGCAAGGAUGCCGAGGAGGAGCAGGAGAGCUGGAGGAACGGCGUCAACCUGCGGGGCCUCCACGGCUGCGUGGACGGCGAGACGGGCGAGAGCAUUCCGCAGCAGCCGCCUGCGCCGGGUUCACAGACCUCGCUGUCUCUGCAGGAGUGCUUGAGGCUGCUGGAAGCGACGUUCCCCUUCGGAGAAGAUCCCGAGGUAAAGGAGGAGCCAGACGGAACUCCUCAUGGGAGGUUUCCACUUCUUUCAUGUUUCAUCCUCUCGCAGGUCGCGCCUCCUUCCGCCACAGACGUCCCUUCCACGUCUCAGGGCCUCUCGCUGGCGCCUGCAGAACCUCAGCUGGACCUGGAGCAGCAGUGGCAGGACAUCAUGGCCGUCAUGGAGCUCCAGGCCAUGGAGGUGAGCGGCGGCAAUACGGGCUGCAGCGCCAACGUCGGCAGGACGGCAGCACCAAAUGCGGUGAGCGAUUUCGGGCCGGCCCCUCCCUCGGCGCCGAUAACCCAGGACGUGAGCCUCCACCAGGCCUCGCUGGCCGACUGCAGCCCAGAAUUCCCUCCAGUUUUUCAGCCUCACUUGGAGGCGACCAGCUUCCCGGCGAGGAGCGCCGUGCGCGCGUCCUCCAGCAACUCCAGCAACAUCAACGCUACCUUCGGAACCACCAACCUGACUGGCCUCUUCCUGCCGCCCUUGCUCAACGCCACGGGCGCCAACAUGAGCGCUGCAGCCAUCCUGCCCGACCCCUUUGGCAGCCUGCUGGAGGAGUCCAUGUUGGACGAGAUCAGCCUGCUGGACCUCGCCAUGGAGGAGGGCUUCAGCCAGGCUCAGGCGUCUCAGCUGCAGGACGAGCUGGACUCAGACUCUGGUCUGUCUCUGGACUCCAGCCGCAGCCCAGCUUCGCCCAGCAGCUCGGAGACGUCCUCCUCCACCUCCGCCACCUUCUCGGAGGAAGGCGCCGUGGGCUACAGCACCGACUCCGAGGUGACCGCCGCCGACUCCGAGGAGGGCGCCGUAGGCGGCUACCAGCCCGAAUACAGCAAGCUGUGCCGCAUGAGCUUUCAGGAUCCCGCCCACUUCCGCAGCCUCCCCCAGCUGGGCGGCGUCAACCACAACCACACCUAUAACCUUCCGCUCGCCUUCGCCGAGCACCCGGAACUCCCCGUGGAGCCCGGCAAAAAGGCGGGCCGCGACAAGCAGCACUCCAAGCUUCAGCCGCCGCGCGACUUGCUGGACAAGCACUCGAGCCGUGACGAGCGGCGAGCUCGCGCCAUGAAGAUCCCCUUCUCCAACGACAAGAUUGUCAACCUGCCCGUGGAGGAGUUCAACGAGCUCCUGGCCAAGCACCACCUGAGCGAGGCCCAGCUGGCGCUCAUUCGGGACAUCCGCCGGCGGGGCAAGAACAAGAUGGCGGCGCAGAACUGCCGCAAGCGCAAGCUGGACACCAUCAUCAACCUGGAGCAGGGCGUACACGACCUACGGCGCGACAAGGCCCGCCUCCUCAAGGAGAAGAUGGAGUUCAUCCGCUGCAUCCGGCAGAUGAAGCAGAAGAUGCAGAGUCUGUGCCAGGAGGUCUUCACCCAGCUGCGGGACGAGCAGGGCCGGCCCUACCCCCCCAGCCAGUACUCGCUCCAGUACGGCGCCGAUGGCAGCGUGCUCGUCGUGCCGCGCCGCCCGGCCUCCGCAGAGCCCAACCGCCGCACCGACAAGAAGCCCAAAGAGAAGAAGAAGUGAACGGCGACGACGGUGUUGGACUUCCCUCACACGCGAGCGAGUCGCGCACGCCGCUCUUGACUUCCUGCGUUCCUUUGGCCCUUUUUCAUUCUGCUCCUCCAUUUUUUUACCCCUGGAAACGACUCUUGAUGAUGCAGAAGAACUGGCUUGACUUCUCGUGUGUGGACUUCCAAAGAAGCUGCCACAAAACUUUUAGCCGCUCUCCAUGGAGCUGUCGACUCAGAUGGGGUUCUGACGGUCCUGGAUCCAUCCCUCUUGGCGACCGGAGCUGAUUUAGGACUUUAUAGCGCCAAGCGUAGACGAGUCCAACCUCACGCGCACACGCACAGAAUGCGAACUGACACUUGGUGGAAGUUCCUGCGACGGCCACUAGAGGCGCUGUGAGGGGAGCGCUGCCUUGCAAUAUCAACUUUUACUGUCUUCUACAUCGACAUCCUCGUCUACGCCGUCUCGGCUUUACACGUUCUCUCACGUCGAGGAAGGUCAAACACGGAGUCUUGGUCGUCUACGCCAACGGUGGCAAUCUUUCCUGCGGAGGCUGCAAGGACGUGAAGAUGCUCCGGUAUUUAUUUAUCACAAUCCCGCCUGCCUGCUCUUCCAUGUUAGGAACUGUGGCGGUGCGGGUCUUCCUCUCGGGUGCCUCGUUCGAUCAAGCGCCGGUCGGGUGUCGCUCGUGUAACUGCUGUUGUCUGGAACGUCGGGAUGGGACGACGAGUCCACUUGAGGCGGUUGAGUGCGGUUUGUGGUCGUCGAGGAGAAAAGUGUGUGGAAUGUUUGAGAAGCUGAAGCGGGUGAAACGUCUCCUGUAAUCCACAACUCUUGCAUCCUGCUAAAACUUAGUGCACUUUUUUUGUCUGUCCUGUAAAUAUUUACGUGUGUCCCCCCCCCACCCUCUCUCUCUCGCCUUUCAUUUGGAUGUAGUUUGCUGGCAAUCAACAUUUGUUUGUAUUGAUUAAUAAAGUGGUUUUAUUUCCACAUGUGCUCUUCUGCUUCCUUGCUGGCGUUACCAAGGCAACUGAUAAGGUAGACGUGCCCCAAACAAAGCAUCCACAGGUUGGUGACUCAGUCUCUGCCAAGAAUGGAUACUGGUUCUUUUACAGUUGGGACACUGUGCACCAGUGGUGUCCAAAGUAGGGCCUGGGGGCCAUCUGCAGCCCGUGGCUGAUUUUUUUAGGUAUUUAGUUUUUUAAUUGGCCCUUGGCACUUUCUAAAAAUACAAUUAAACAAGACAAAAAAAACGAAGAAAAAUAAAGUCAUUUUACAAGAAUAAGGUCAAAAUAUUAGGAGACAAGUAAUUUUCUGAGAAUAAAGUUGUAAUAUUGGGGCGGGGUGUAAUUUUAGAAUUAAUGUUAUAUAUUUUUUAUAUUUUAGUAAAAGAAAGUAAAUAAAAAUACAAUUUAAAACAAAAAAUUGAACAGCAAAGACGGGAAAAAAUACAAUUAAAAUAUUAGGAGACUUAAGUCAAUGUUAGAAUUUUUUUUAAUCAAAUACAUUCUAUUUUAGAAUAAUUAAAUAAUAGUAAUCAUUUUUAUUAUGAGUGGUUUAUUUGGUUAUAGAACACACACAAUUAUUUCUUGUCUCCUUUCUUGCUCCUUAGCGCUUGUGCAAGGAUGAGGCGUUCAAGCGGACUUAGUAGUACUGAGUUUUAAAGGAAUUUGAGAAUUAAUGUUUGUGUAAUGAAAUACGUCUGCAAGUGGCAGAACUUGGAUGAAGAAGCCGAGAAACAAUUUUGAAUUCAAGGAGGAAGACGUAGCAAAGGAGGUAGCGUGUGUUACAAAAGGACUGUAAUGUUAAAGCGCUUACGGUUGCUGGGGGAACGCUUUAAGGGAGACACAUGACAGCGUAAUGAUCGCACUCGCUGCUGACGUUCACAAUAACUUGUGUGGAAUGUGAAUUUUUCUUGGAGAUGAAUAAAGGCUGUCUCUAAAGUUGAAGUUAGCAAGUGUACACAAUUUAAAGUUAACUUUGUAACGGACUAGAACGAAACAGCGUCCGUGUGUCACUUUCGCCCCCGCCAGCAAGUCUUCAGUUAAGGUAUAAGUCAUAUUAAAUCUUCACGUAUCUAUUACAUUCCUCAUUUAUAUGUAUUUCCUGUGUUUCUGCGCGUAAAACGAUAGCUUUCCGUAUGUAAACAUGAUACUUUGCGGACGUAAACAGAGUUCUAUGAAUGAAAGCGAACCUGUAGCCACGUGACUACGACCCGGUUCACUGAAAUGAACAACUAUAAUUAUUCCCGAUUGGUAUUUUUUGGAAAUAUGUUGAGAUGUCUGGAAUGUAUGAUUUGGAUUAACAUUAUUCCGGUUUUCGUCGGACCUUUGGGAAUGGAUUAAUGACGAGAACCGAGGCUCCGCUCUACUUCUGGCACGUGUCAAACAGUGUCCUGACAACAAAGUAACAAAAAGUGGUUUAUUUCGUCCAAAAAUGACAGCGAGACAUGAAAACACUACAAAGACCACCAAGCAUGGAUUCAGCACUGAAGAAUACGACGAGCAAGAAAACAGCCAAGAUAAAAAAACAAAAACAAGAACGUGGCACAUGAAUGAAAGUAAAAGUUGGAUCAAAGUGACUUCAACUCAGUUAAACACUGCAUCAACACACCUACAUUACAUUUUAGCUUCUCAAAAAGCAGAAACCAAAGUCGCAUGAGUGGAAUGGUGCCCUGUUUGCCCCGCCCCCUCCCUCCCCCAGAAUCCAAAGUACAACUGAGUUCAAAACUACGCUUUUUUUCUUUUUUUAGUUUUUCUCAUCUUUUUUCUCGUCUUCGCUGGGGUAUGAAUGCCAGGUGAGCCGCUCCUCGUAGAAACAGAUGACCACCUGCGGACACUUCACGUUGGCCUCCUUCGCCGGCACCAGGUCCGCUUCGUCAGAGUUUUUCCUGCCACGACACAGAACAUUUUUUAAAAAUGUAAAAAAAAAAAAAAAAAAAAAAAAAAAAAAAAAGUCAGUCAGUCUGGAGGAAACACAGAUGGUCCACAUGGCGGCGGCGUAGUACGGACCACUUCAUGAGGAACAUGAGCUCUCCUGUGGAGUCUGUGGCGCCGAUGAUUCUCUCCGGGUCCAAACCUCGGGCGAAGCCUCUCAGCUUCUCAGUCUGUCAGAAACACGCUUUUAUUUCACAAGUCAAACAAACAAAGAUGUUAUGUUGUUUGUUUUUAGUUCUACAUUCCAAAUGACACGCCCCCUACGGCGCCAAUUAAAAGCUAGUAUGGCACUUUUGCUAGAACUUGUACUGCAUCUUGCGGUAUUUCUGUUUGGUUAUGAUAUGCAUCACGUGUUUGUGGACUCACGUCGUCUUUCUUCCGCUUGGAUUUGCUCUCCUCGCCGUCUCCUUCGCCGGCUGCCGCCUUCCUUUUUCCAUCGUGCGCCGACUUCUGCGACUGCAGGAAUUCGGCUAUCAGGUCGGGACAGUCCAGGUUGUCCUCGGGCUCCCACGUGUUGUCCUCGCUGUGGACACACGGCAGGAUACAAUUUACAAAACAAAUGUGGAAAAGAGGAACGUCGUGAAGCGGCGCUCACUCAGAGAAGCCUUUCCACUUGAGGAGGUACUCCACUCUCCCUUUCACCACCCGCCGGUUCAGGACCUUCUCCACCACGUAUUCCUCCUCUUCCUCCUCCUCCUCGGCUACGUCGUCCGCCUUCUUAUCCUUCUUCUCAGCUGCGGCCAUCUUGCUCUCUGGCAGACAAGAGACACGGCGACGUUGACAAGGACGGCAUCGGUAAACAUUUGCGUUGGGAAAUAACGACGUGUGAAACCUUCAGUAACACUGGGGCCAUCGUUAGGGGGCUCUGUAGUCAGGCUCAUACUCAUCAGGUAGACCUGGGGACCAGCAGGUUCCUGGUAGAAAGGGGAGAACAGCAUUGCACACACAGCAGUUCAUUGUAUGCAUAUACAGUAUAUUGAUGUUGCCACCAGGAUAUUUACCCAUCAACACAUUUAUGUGACGUCUGAAGGGGUUUACAAACAAUGAAAGUGCACUUUAAGUGUCUGAAAGCUGCUGGCAACCACCUGUUCCAAGAUGACAGCAUGACAACAUCAGUGAUUUGAGGACAAGAGACUGGAGAGAAGAAAAAAAAGGAUGCUCCGCAGCAUCUGGCGGGCUGCUGGGCUGCUGGUUGAAAACGACCACCAAACGAGGGGAAUAAUCGUGUUUGCUAUUUUUGCCUUAUGUGAAAUAAUGUCCACAUUGUCGCCGCUCACGCGAGCUAGCCGGGCACAAUAUAAGCGAGAACACGACAAAGCCGUGGCGGCUAGCUGGCAGCGUUGCAUCCUCCAUGUUGCUUUCUCUGCCGUGCCCGCCGCUCAGUAGCAUCAUUUGUGGCGGCUUUUCCCGGCACUGAAGUGGACUCCCGGCACCGCGACGUGCCGAAGCGAAAGUGAAUGAAGAUGAGCUCAUGAGCAGCACGUAGCUACUGCAUACU